AUGACAAGCCCCAAAAAAGAAAAGGAAAGCAGGUCCCCUGCACAAGAGUUGAACGAUGCCCUGGCUGUGCUACCCGAAGAUGAAGCUACGACUCUGGCAAUGAAACUCCAGAGAACGGUGGCCCCAUAUAGAGCAGCCAUCGAAAAUUGGGGUGACAUCCUGGCAGUCCUUGUGGCACAUACUGGGCGGAAGGGGGCAAUCCACUGUGGAGACCGCUUGGUUGAGCAGGAGCAGUGGGUGAGAACAUGGUUCAACAGACUAGUGAAAUCGAAAGUGGAAAACAGCAACAAUGCAGGUGAAAGGGCCUCAUCGUCACACCAGGCCGCUCCUAUGUUGCUGGAAACCACCCCGGGAGAAGAACCACUUGAAGACCAAGAGGAACGACUGCUCGAAACCCAAAAGGAGGCGGACGAAGAGCUCUAUGCAUGGCACCAGAGGGAGCUGGCGCAGGAGGCACAACGUGCAGACAGAGCAGCACUUCAGGCACACUUGGGUUGGAGCGAGAGGCCGCCGUCUAAGCGUGUCAGAGUCACGGUCGAGAUGAAAACAAGGACGGGGAGCAGAUAUUCAGAAAUGGAGAUUGCCGAAGGUGACCACAUCAACAUCCAGCUCGGGGUCAGUGUGGUGGACCAUGGCAGAGAGUUCCUCCACCGAGGGAGACCAACGGACCCAACCACGGCGAUGGAGGACCUGCGGAAGGAAGAAGACAGAAUUGCUGCAGGACGACCAGAAACCCGCCCCUCUGAACCAGGGGUCAUGUUCUCCACGAACAGCGCGGACAUCAAACCGUGGUAUGAUGCGUGGAGGGCGGGGAGAAUAUCGUUCCAGGAACUGGUCAGCAAAACCAACAGGGAGAUCGCUGGCUUCAUCGUGGAGGCCUCGGAGGUUGCGGACCUGGACCUGGACACGGCGCCAGAUGUGUCAACGGAGUAUAGAGAGGCUUGGCAGAAAGGCCGUCCAGUCGGCGAGCUCCUGUCACUCCGGAGUUGCCAGCAGGACUUUGAAAGAUGGAGCACGGGCGACCUCAUGGAAGCAGAUGUUGUUGACAAGUGGGGCGGAGAUGUACUGAGGACCUUCCGAGCCUGGGCGGCCCUAGGACGGUCAGUUGAAACAAGUGCGGAUCCAGCUCACCAUGGUCCAGACAAAGACGGUGCAGGACACACACUACCAGAUGAAGAGGAAACCUUACCAUACAACAUGAGUGAGGUGGAGGAACGUGAGAGCCGACGCCGUGUCCAGCAUAGAAGACGAGGGCGGCAGCGUGUAGGAACCUCAAGCGAGGCAAGCUAA
Molecule: messenger RNA, 1290 nt
Organism: Symbiodinium sp. CCMP2592
Lineage: Eukaryota; Dinophyceae; Suessiales; Symbiodiniaceae
Source: the annotation of a GenBank genome assembly